Onychomys torridus (southern grasshopper mouse) is the source of this 951-nucleotide messenger RNA. RefSeq names its product olfactory receptor 52A5-like. Bases 1 to 951 code for a protein of 316 amino acids. The record is from RefSeq and is a predicted model, not a curated record. Lineage: Eukaryota; Metazoa; Chordata; Mammalia; Rodentia; Cricetidae. The transcript has a single exon. Gene Ontology annotation, biological process: G protein-coupled receptor signaling pathway. Gene Ontology annotation, cellular component: membrane. Gene Ontology annotation, molecular function: olfactory receptor activity; G protein-coupled receptor activity.
AUGACCCAUCUCAAUAGCACCAUCUUCAAGCCCUCAGUGCUGACUCUGACUGGGAUUCCUGGCUUGGAGUCUGUGCAGUUCUGGAUUGGGGUUCCUUUCUGUGUCAUGUACAUCGUCGCUCUUCUUGGGAAUUCUCUGCUCCUCGUUGUCAUCAAAGUUGAGCGAAGCCUCCAUGAACCCAUGUACCUCUUCCUAGCAAUGCUUGGAGCAACAGACAUUGCUCUCAGUACCUGCAUCUUACCCAAAAUGCUAGGAAUAUUCUGGUUUCACCUUCCAAACAUAUAUUUUGAUGCCUGCCUCUUGCAGAUGUGGCUAAUUCACACAUUCCAGUGUAUUGAGUCUGGCAUUUUGUUUGCCAUGGCAAUGGACCGAUACGUGGCGAUCUGUGAUCCUCUAAGACAUGCAUCCAUUUUUACCCGGAGACUCCUCACUCAGAUAGGAAUAGGAGUCACACUCAGAGGCGCCCUCUUUGUAGCUCCGUGUCUCAUUCUCAUCAAAUGCAGGUUGAAAUUCUACUGGACCACAGUUGUAUCCCAUUCAUACUGUGAGCACAUGGCCAUCGUAAAGCUGGCAGCAGAAGAUAUCCCUGUCAACAAGAUCUACGGUCUCUUCGUGGCUUUCAGUAUACUUGGACUAGACAUAAUUUUCAUCACACUCUCCUACAUUAGAAUAUUUGUAACUGUCUUCAAGCUACCUCAAAAGGAAGCAAGACUCAAAGCUUUUAACACAUGCAUUGCCCACAUUUGUGUCUUCUUGGAGUUUUAUCUCCUGGCCUUCUUCUCUUUCUUUACUCAUAGAUUUGGCUUCCACAUUCCAUCCUACAUUCACAUUCUCCUGUCUAACCUUUAUCUACUUGUUCCACCUUUGCUUAAUCCUAUUGUUUAUGGGGUGAAGACCAAACAGAUUAGAGACCAAGUGUCCAAAAUUUUCUUCUGUAAAUAUCCUUCUUGA